AUGAGCGAAACCGAGAGACAGGACUCUGCUGCUAUCAGCAGCAGUGCUGAGCGCAUGGUUGGUAUGGACCAUGCUGAAGUGCGCUACUUUACGAGUUACGACCACCACGGCAUCCACGAGGAGAUGCUUAAAGAUGAUGUCCGGACCAGAUCGUACCGCGAUUCCAUCUACCAGAACCGCCAUAUCUUCAAGGACAAGGUUGUUCUCGACGUCGGUUGUGGAACAGGUAUUCUCAGCAUGUUUGCUGUGAAGGCUGGCGCCAAGCAUGUAAUUGGUGUCGAUAUGUCGUCCAUUAUUGAAAAGGCCCGUGAAAUCGUGGCUGUCAAUGGCCUGUCGGAUAGGAUCACACUUCUCCAGGGAAAGAUGGAGGAGGUUGAGCUUCCCUUCCCCAAGGUUGAUAUCAUCAUUUCAGAGUGGAUGGGCUAUUUCCUUCUCUACGAGAGCAUGCUUGAUACUGUUCUCUACGCCCGUGAUCGAUACCUUGUUCCGGGAGGUAAAAUCUUCCCUGACAAGGCUACCAUGUAUCUGGCCGGAAUUGAGGACGGCGAGUACAAGGACGAUAAGAUCGGAUUCUGGGACAAUGUGUACGGGUUUGACUAUAGCCCCAUGAAAGAAAUAGCUCUCACGGAACCCCUUGUCGAUACCGUUGAACUCAAGGCUGUCGUUACUGAUCCUUGCCCCGUCAUCACCUUCGAUUUAUACACGGUCACUAAGGACGAUCUGGCUUUCGAGGUACCGUACUCGCUUUCCGUGAAGCGCAGUGACUUUAUCCACGCUGUUAUCGCCUGGUUCGAUAUCGAAUUUGGCGCGUGCCACAAACCCAUCACAUUUUCCACCGGCCCUCACGCCAAGUACACUCACUGGAAACAGACAGUGUUUUAUCUACGUGAUGUCUUAACCGUUGAAGAAGAAGAAUCUGUAUCUGGUGUGAUCUCAAACAGGCCAAAUGACAAGAACAAGCGGGAUCUCGAUAUCAAUAUCUCCUACAAGCUUGAGACGCAGGACAAUACUCGUUUCGCAGAAGGCGGCUGCUUCUACAGAAUGUAA
Molecule: messenger RNA, 1047 nt
Organism: Aspergillus versicolor CBS 583.65
Lineage: Eukaryota; Fungi; Ascomycota; Eurotiomycetes; Eurotiales; Aspergillaceae
Gene: rmtA
Product: protein-arginine omega-N methyltransferase HMT1
Exons: 6
Coding region: 1-1047 (348 amino acids)
Biological process (GO): peptidyl-arginine methylation
Cellular component (GO): nucleus
Molecular function (GO): protein-arginine N-methyltransferase activity
Source: RefSeq, a predicted model, not a curated record